CUAGCCUAGCCUAGCCUAGAUUAGAUUUGCUAGUAAAAAUUCUGCAAACUACUACGAGUAUUACAAAAUCUUGUCCGAAUCCCAUCAAAAAUUAAUAGUACUACUACAAAGAAAACUUCAAUUCAAGCGAGUAAAGUCGUAAACCCAAAGAAAUCUCUGAUGAUUUAAACAACACAUAAACAAUAAACCCAACAGCUUGACCCACCACCACCAGCUCCGCCUUCCCCCACCCUCCCUAGGCCUCAACCCCCUCCCCCCCCCCCCCUCUCUCUCUCUCUCCAUCCACAUUGACCUAAUCGAAUCCCAACCUUCUCAGCUACUUACAUACUUCAGAGAGAGAGAGAGAGAGAGAGAGGAAAUGAAGCUGUCGGCGUUGCACCAGAGCUACCUCAGCCGCCGCGCCAACAGCUUCCGAGCAUCGUCAUCGCCCUUGGACCCAUCUUCCCUCGACGGAGGCCUCAAAUCAAUCUUGUGGCUGGUCCUCCACGGCCUCUGCUGCCUCGUCAGCCUCCUCCUCGGCUUCCGCUUCUCCCGCGUCGUCUUCUUCCUCCUCUUCUCCCCCUCCUCCACGCCCCCCACCGCCCUCCUCCACUCCACGUCGCCGUUCCGCCCCGCCUCCCUACCCGUUCAAUCUCUGAACACAACCGUCGCCACUCCGGGCAGCAGAGUAGUGGUCGGGCGGCACGGGAUCCUAAUCCGGCCCUGGCCCCACCCGGAUCCAGUCGAGGUCAUGAAGGCUCACCGGAUAAUCGACAGGGUUCAGAGAGAGCAGAGGGUUCAGUACGGGGUGAAAACCCCUAGGUCUGUCAUCGCUGUAACUCCUACCUACGUGCGGACUUUCCAGACUUUACAUCUGACCGGAGUGAUGCACUCGUUGAUGAAUGUGCCGUACGAUCUGACGUGGAUCGUCGUCGAGGCCGGCGGAACCACCAACGAGACGGCGUGGUUGGUCGCCAGAUCGGGGCUUAGGGUUGUCCAUGUCGGAUUCGAGGAGGAGAUGCCGGUCUCGUGGGAUGAUCGGCAUCGGUUGGAGGCUCGGAUGCGGUUACGAGCGCUAAGAGUUGUGAGAGAAUUGAAACUAGAAGGAAUCGUGAUGUUUGCGGAUGAUAGCAAUAUGCAUAGCAUGGAGCUCUUUGACGAGAUUCAAAAGGUGAAGUGGGUUGGCGCUGUUUCGGUGGGCAUUCUUGUACAUUCGGGUGAUCCCGAAGAAGAAUCAUCGGUGGCUCAGAAGGAUGAUGUAGAGAACUCACCUAUGCCAGUUCAAGGUCCAGCUUGUAAUUCAUCCGACCAGUUGGUUGGAUGGCACACAUUUAAUUCAUUGCCAUACGAAGGGAAGGGCGCAAAAUAUGUUGGUGACGUGGCCACUGUGUUGCCCAGGAAGCUGGAGUGGGCUGGGUUUGUGUUGAAUUCAAGGCUGCUCUGGAAGGAAAAUGAAGGUGACAAGCCAGAGUGGGUUAAGGAUCUAGAUACAGUAGGUGGGGAUGCAGAGGAUAUCGAGACUCCCUUAUCUCUGCUGAAGGACCCUUCUGUGGUGGAGCCUCUGGGCAGCUGUGGGCGCAAGAUUUUGCUUUGGUGGCUCCGUGUUGAAGCUCGUGCAGAUAGCAAAUUUCCUGCCAGAUGGAUCAUUGAUACCCCAAUGGAGGUCACAGUCCCAUCAAAACGCACUCCUUGGCCAGAUGCUCCUCCUGAACUUCCAUCUAAUGAGACAACGAUUACCACUGAGGAAAACAGGGAGAAGCCUGGUACAAAAACUCGACCGCGCAAAUCAAAACGCAGCUCCAGAAGUAAGAAAAAGCGUGAAUCAAGUGUGGUGGAUACACAGGUCUCAGCUAGGAAUUCUGGAGCACAGUAAAAAAACCUUGCUAGUCAAGAAUGUUUGAGAAAUAUACAGUUGUGCAAUAUGGCCUUCACCCUUCAGCAUCAACAAAUUCAAAGACAAAGCCAAUCUUCUUACCGUGAACUCAACUCAGAAGGGCAUCCGUUAUGAUUUGGUGAGUUGAUAUGUGCAUUUUGGUUUCUGUUCCGCCUAGUUUCCACUUCAAUUCUUUUAAUCUUAGUCAUUGGGUGUUCAAUAUAGAUCAUGGAAGGAGUAUGGUGCUAGUGGUUUACUUGUAUUUACCUUUCGAAAGCUUUAUACCCAGGUUUGUAGAUACCAUGUACCUGUGAUGUUGAAUGCCGCAGAAACAAUACUUGUAAUAAAGAGUUAUUUUAGUGCAAAUGCUUUGUUGUUGUA
Messenger RNA from Rhododendron vialii, 2233 nucleotides. Its product is annotated as beta-1,4-xylosyltransferase IRX14. Bases 359 to 1852 code for a protein of 497 amino acids. Gene Ontology annotation, molecular function: galactosylgalactosylxylosylprotein 3-beta-glucuronosyltransferase activity; xylosyltransferase activity. NCBI's taxonomy places the organism in Eukaryota, Viridiplantae, Streptophyta, Magnoliopsida, Ericales, Ericaceae. The transcript is spliced from 3 exons. Gene Ontology annotation, biological process: plant-type secondary cell wall biogenesis; glucuronoxylan biosynthetic process. Gene Ontology annotation, cellular component: Golgi membrane. The record is from RefSeq and is a predicted model, not a curated record.